Molecule: messenger RNA, 2057 nt
Organism: Xylaria bambusicola
Lineage: Eukaryota; Fungi; Ascomycota; Sordariomycetes; Xylariales; Xylariaceae
Exons: 3
Coding region: 198-1895 (565 amino acids)
Molecular function (GO): RNA binding
Source: RefSeq, a predicted model, not a curated record
CUGAUGCUUGCCUGUAUUGGGUAAAGCCGGCUCCGAUAAGAUAAAGAAAAAUGGAAAUCUGAUAGCCUGUGCUCCACUGCGUUCUGUAAGGUUGUAGACAUCUUAGAUAUCGUAGCUUUUUUUUUUCUAACAAUACGCGAAUGGUCUACAGACACGCGCCAAUCGAUAGAGCACCCAAAACCUGCAACGGAUAAGCAAUGGUGAAAAUAAAACCUGGCUUAGCAGCUCCGAGCACGGCUCUGGACCCCACUCUGAAUGCUCUCUUCGCAAGCAGUCUUGGCCCAGUAGUAGCGCCUUCGAAAGAUCGCUAUGCAGAGCUGCUACCAAAGAGAGAGCCACAAGCUACAGAGAAAUCAGACGUUAGAGAUUCCGCCACGACAUCGAGUGACGAGCAAGACAACGAGUCCGAUAAUUCUUUGAGUGAAUUUGAAGAUGACGACGUUGACUUGGAUGAGGUUGGAAUAGAAGACGAAGAAGACGCGCGAUCCGUCGAGAGCGAAGAACAGGCAGCUGAAGUAGAAAGCGCCCCCGCAGCCUCGCGAGCGCCACGCAAAGAGCGCAAAAGGAAACGAAGAGAUGACCAUGAUGAUCUGGAAGGCGCUUAUUUACAGAAAUUGGCUCAAGAGGACGAGAGGGCUGAUCGCAAAGAAAAGCGCCUUAAGGGUGAGGCUGGGCAGGCAGUCGAGAUCUCUGCCGCUACCGAAGCCGAGAAACUCGAGGCUGAAGAAUCCUCCUCCGAUGAGACGCCUUUAAUUCACGAAUCACUUCAGAAACCAGAUGAACAUGUCGAUAUCGAACUUGACAAAGCAAAUCGAACCUUGUUUCUCGGCAAUGUGUCGAUUGAAGCCGUCACCUCUCCCAAGGCGAAAAAACUUCUAACGUCCCAUCUUGAAACACCAUUAUCCGACCUCGACUCUUCAACAGGACCACAUAAAAUUGAAUCUAUUCGAUUUCGCUCAACACCUUUUUCUACUGGCGCUAAGCCCAAACGUGCCGCUUUCAUCACAAAGUCGGUCAUGUCUGCUACUACUAAGUCUACGAACGCUUAUGCGGUUUACUCAACCCCUUUAGCGUGUAGGUCUGCCCUCAAGGCCCUCAAUGGAUCUGUAAUCUUAGAUAGGCAUUUAAGGGUAGAUAGUGUUGCUCAUCCGUCUGCUAUCGACCAUCGAAGAUGUGUCUUUGUGGGGAAUUUAGGCUUUGUGGAUGACGAGACAGUGGUAAAUACCAAUGCCGAUGGGGAAACUGUCACGAAGAAGAGGCACAAAGUUCCUGCUGAUACAGAAGAAGGACUGUGGAGGAUAUUUGGAGAGCACGCGGGCCAAGUCGAGAGCGUCCGCGUACCUCGGGAUGAUAAGACUCGUGUCGGAAAGGGUUUUGCAUAUGUUCAAUUCUAUGAUGGCAAUGAUGUUGAGUCUGCGCUUCUUCUAGACGGGAAGAAAUUUCCGCCCAUGCUACCGCGCGCCCUGCGAGUAUCCCGAGCUAAGGAUCCACGUAAGACGGCGUUGGCAAUGGAACGAACUGCAAAGAGCGCGACCGGCACUGGCGCUAAGAGCAAGAAUACGAAAUACACGCCAAAAAUUACCCCAGAACAGCAGUCGCGGGCAGGUCGUGCAGGAAGACUACUUGGUCGCUCUGCUGCAGUCAAGCAUCAACGCGAACUCAAAGGUGACCGCCAAAAGCUUCGAGUGAGGAAAGACCAGCGUCAAGAGAUUGACAAUGGAAUCAAACCCCCUGAACAAUUUAUUUUUGAAGGUCGCCGAGCCAGUGCGAGGGACGGCAAACCCAAAGAUCUCAAGUUUGGCAAGACAAAAGGAAAGAAGGGUGCAAUCAAAGGCAAGGCCAAGGGCCGAGGAGCUCGCAGAGCAGCCGAGUGGAGAAAAAGUAAGACGUCGUAGGUUAGAUACUUUAAUCAUCUGGCUGUGUGAUAGCUGUCCAGCUAUAUCUAAUUUCAUCUGGGUAUGAGUGCAUGGAAAUGGUGAACCCUAAAUGUAACGUUGUACCUCAUCAUUGUGGCCAUUUAUACCUAAUCAUUCACACUUAUGCCGCGCCAUCGACCU